AUGCGAGGUGGAUUUGAUAUAAUGAACUUGGUUACAUUUCCAAAUGACUCCUUCCUUAAAGUGAAAGUUGGAUGGGUGGGUCCCAAUGCUCUUGAAGGAAAAGAAUUCAUCAUUAAUGAGGACAGGAUUGUUUGGCACAGGGGCUAUAAUCAGGUCCUGCCAACUUCUGUUUGUACAGAUUCCUGCCAGCCUGGAUAUCGGAAGAGAAAGGUGGAAGGGCAGAAGUUUUGUUGCUAUGAUUGUAUUCCAUGUCCAAAAGGGAAGAUUUCAAACCAAACCAACACUGAUGACUGUUCUGAAUGCUCAAAAGAUCUGUACCCAAAUAAGGAGCGAAAUGAAUGCAUCCCAAAAGUCAUCAGCUUUCUGUCCUAUGAAGACCCCUUAGGGAAAAAUUUAGCUUCUGUUGCUGUUUCUUUUUCCUUGAUCACAGUCUUGGUGCUGCAAACCUUUAUUAAGCACAGAGAUACCCCAAUAGUCAAAGCCAACAAUCGGGGCCUCACCUACACUCUCCUCAUCUCUCUCCUGCUCUGCUUCCUCUCUUCCUUCCUAUUCAUUGGCCAACCUGGGAAACUGAACUGCUUUCUCCAACAACCAGCGUUCGGUUUGAUCUUCUCCGUAGCUGUUUCUAGUGUGUUGGCCAAAACCAUUACUGUAGUUGUAGCUUUCAUGGCCACUAAGCCAGGUUCUAAUAUGAGAAAGUGGGUGGGAAAAAGACUGGCCACCUCCAUUGCGCUAUCUUGCUCCCUCAUUCAAGUUGGCAUUUGUGUUGCAUGGCUCACAACCUCUCCCCCAUUCCCAGAUUUAGACAUGCAUUCAGUCCCUGAAGAAAUCACUGUGCAAUGUAAUGGAGGUUCUGCCAUCAUGUUUUAUCUUGUCCUAGGCUACAUGGCACUUCUGUCCAUCAUCAGCUUCUCUGUGGCUUUCUUAGCCAGGAAUUUGCCAGAUACCUUUAAUGAAUCCAAGUUUAUCAUCUUCAGUAUGCUGAUGUUCUGCAGUGUUUGGUUGACUUUUGUUCCAGCCUACCUGAGCACCAAGGGGAAAUAUAUGGUAGCAGUGGAGAUCUUCUCCAUCUUAGCUUCCAGUGCUGGGUUGUUAGGCUGUAUCUUUUUCCCAAAAUAUUACAUUCUUCUCUUCAAGCCUGAGAUGAACAACAGGGAGAAGAUAAUGGGGAGGAAGAAUUGA
Molecule: messenger RNA, 1182 nt
Organism: Elgaria multicarinata webbii
Lineage: Eukaryota; Metazoa; Chordata; Lepidosauria; Squamata; Anguidae
Product: vomeronasal type-2 receptor 26-like
Exons: 3
Coding region: 1-1182 (393 amino acids)
Biological process (GO): G protein-coupled receptor signaling pathway
Cellular component (GO): plasma membrane
Molecular function (GO): G protein-coupled receptor activity
Source: RefSeq, a predicted model, not a curated record